UCGUCUUCCUUUGGUAAAUCGUCUUGCUGCAAGCCUUGGCUGGCUGCAACCAUGUUUGACAUGUUGAAGUAAAAACCUCAUUGCAGCGAUUUCUGUUAUAAUUUGAUUGCUUACGUUAACGUUGUAACAGUUACCUGAUAUCACACGCCGGGUGAGGCAACAUUUUUGCUUUUAGCGAGAGGUUAGCUAGCUAACAAACGUAGUGAGCACAGUACUGUCAUGUUAUAAUUUUUGUUUAACGUUUGUUAGAUAGUUGCUCACAGGUAAUAUCAGCCCCACUGGGUGACCGAAGUGUUACAUUAACGGAUAACUGGAAUGCAAUGUGGUUAAACAAAGGUUAUCAGCUCUAGUGUAACGUCUUCCUGAGGUGAUGCUGCAGUUAUUGCGCUCUCCUCUACAGAGGGCUUUUGUCACUCCACCAUGGACAGGUCUGCGCUCCCUCUACUCCACCAAGACUCAUUCCCUUGAGGGCGAGCACCAUACAGAGACCCGCCUGAAUCCUCUUAACAUUCAGAUGCUGUCAAAGAACCUCCAUGAACAGAUAUUUCGAGGGCUGGAACCAGAGUACAGAGAGGAGGAUGUGGAGCGCAGCAUUAGGCAUCUGCAAAAACACCAGCUGUGGGGGAAGGAAACUUCAAUGUUGCCCAAUGUGGAGCUUAAGCUUCCCCCUAUGUAUGGAACAAAUAUUGAUGAACACUUUCGUAUCUUGGCCAAAACUCAGAGUCUCCCCUAUCUUGAGGCUGCCACCAAGCUCUGUCAGGCUGAGCUCCCUGCCAUGCCACAGGAAUGGAGCUGGGAGGUUGGCUGGACUCGGUAUGAGCCUAGUGGGGAGAGACAGAAGGUUGAUUUCCCAGAGGAGUCAGCACUGGUGUUUGAUGUGGAGGUGUGCACAUCAGAGGGGCAGUGUCCCACUCUGGCUGUUGCUGUAUCUCCCACCAACUGGUACUCCUGGUGCAGUAAACGUUUGAUUGCAGAGCGGUACUCCUGGUCCAACCAAUUGACCCUUGCUGACCUCAUCCCACUUGAGACACCUGUCAACUCUGCCCGCCCCCCUAAGGGUUAUUGGAAGGAGAGGCUCAUAGUAGGCCAUAAUGUUAGCUUUGAUCGAUCUCACAUUAAGGAGCAGUAUUUACUAAAGGGUUCAAAGGUUCGCUUCAUGGACACCAUGAGCCUUCACAUGACCAUUUCAGGCCUAACUGGGCUCCAGCGCAUGCUUUGGAUGGCCAGUAAGCUGGGCAAGAGGAGGGGUCUUCAGGAGGUCAAGGAACACAUUAAGAAAGUUGGGAAGAAAAGGGAGGGCCCAAUGAUUGGCUCCUGGGACUGGGUGAAUAUCAGCAGUAUUAAUAACCUGGCUGAUGUUCAUGCACUGUAUGUAGGUGGGCCGGUGCUGCAAAAAGAGGCCAGAGAGACCUUUUUGAAGGGAAACAUGAUGGAUGUCAGGAACAACUUCCAGGAGUUAAUGCAAUAUUGCGCCAUGGAUGUUCAGGCAACCCACCAAGUCUUCACAGAGCAGCUACCUCUCUUCAUGGAGAGGUCAGUAAAUCCCAACCUACAAGCAUUUUUCGUCAACUCUGGAUUGAUUCUAUUGAUUGUUGAGCUGAGCUGGGGGCGGUACCUGGAGGACUCACAGGACGUUUACGAAGAGCUUGAGAGAGAGAUGAAGAGGUCUCUAAUGACUCUAGCGGAUGAUGCGUGCCAGCUCCUGCAGGAUGACAGAUACAAAGAAGACCCCUGGCUUUGGGAUCUUGAAUGGGAUGUGCAGGAGUUCAAGCAGAAGAAAGUAGCAACCAGCAAGAAGAAACACUCAAAAAAAGCAGCUGAAAUCCAGGUUGCUACUCCUCUUCCAGACUGGGAAGAAGAUCCAGGUCCUCCAACUGAAGAGGAGAUGGCGGGUCCCAGCAGGCUGGCUCUGGAGCAACUGAAGGGAACAGUGAAUCAACUUCCCAAGAGAAGGCAACAUCUGCCUGGGCAUCCAGGGUGGUAUCGUAAGCUGUGUGAAAAGAUGUCUGAGAAGGACAGCUGGUCACCUGGAGCCAGCCUGAUCAGUCUGCAGAUGAGAGUGACUCCUAAGUUGAUGGGCCUGACGUGGGAUGGUUUCCCCUUGCAUUACAUAGAGAAAUAUGGGUGGGGCUAUCUGGUACCUGGACGCAAAGAUAACUUAGGUUCUCAAGAGGAAAACACAGGUCCUGUGUGCCCACACAGGGCUAUUGAGAGUGUUUACAGACAAUACUGUGGGCAGAAUAGCAAAGAGCAGCCUGAAUACCUGGACUCCAACCUCUCAGAUGACCUCAUGUUGACAAACAGCACAGUAUGGGCAAAGGUAGAGGAGCUAAGUUCCAUGGAAAGUCUGACAGAGGAAAAUGGAAUCCAAAUGUUACAAAAUGGGUCUCAAGAUUCACCUUCUGUCCCAAAGGAGAGUCACUGCCAUUAUCAUCAUGGAAAUGGGCCCUACAAUGAUGUGGAUAUCCCAGGAUGCUGGUUUUUCAAAUUACCUCAUAAGGAUGGUAAUCACAACAAUGUUGGCAGUCCUUUUUCAAAGGACUUCCUGUCCAAAAUGGAGGAUGGUACUCUUAGAGCGGGACAGGGUGGAACCAACGCAACACGAGCUCUGGAGAUCAACAAAAUGAUGUCUUUCUGGAGGAAUGCCCAUAAACGUAUAAGUUCUCAGACUGUGCUUUGGCUUCGCAAGCGAGAGCUUCCUCAUUCUGUCAUCAGGCACAAAGACUUUGAUGAAGAGGGUCAGUAUGGUGCCAUAUUACCUCAGGUCGUCACGGCUGGAACGGUGACACGUCGGGCUGUGGAGCCAACAUGGCUGACUGCCAGUAAUGCACAGCGGGAUCGUGUAGGCAGUGAGCUGAAGGCCAUGGUGCAGGUACCACCGGGGUAUCACCUGGUGGGAGCAGACGUAGACUCUCAGGAGCUGUGGAUUGCUGCUGUACUUGGAGAAGCUCACUUUGCUGGCAUGCAUGGAUGCACAGCAUUUGGCUGGAUGACCCUUCAGGGAAAGAAGAGUCAGGGCACUGACCUGCACAGCCGCACUGCUGAUGCAGUGGGUAUCAGCAGAGAGCACGCCAAGGUGUUCAACUAUGGACGCAUCUAUGGCGCAGGACAACCGUUUGCUGAGAGGCUGCUGAUGCAGUUCAACCAUCGCCUCAGUCAGACAGAAGCUGCCAGUAAGGCCAGGCAGAUGUACGCUUUAACAAAGGGUACACGCAGGUAUGUGCUGUCAGAGGAGGGUGAAUGGCUGGUCAGUGAACUGGAUAUAGAGGUGGAGAGGGAGGAAAAUGGAAGUGUCUCACUGCAGGAGUUGCGGAGGAUCUCCAAACUGGUCUCAAAGAGUGCUCGGCGGAAAAAGUGGGAUAUCGUUGGCAAACGUUUGUGGACUGGAGGUACUGAGUCGGACAUGUUCAAUAAGUUGGAGAGUAUCGCUUACUCAGCCCAGCCGGCCACUCCUGUUCUAGGCUGCAGGAUUAGCAGAGCGCUGGAGCCCAAGACAGUAAAGGAUGAGUUCAUCACCAGCAGAGUGAACUGGGUGGUCCAGAGCUCAGCAGUGGACUACCUACAUUUAAUGCUGGUGUCCAUGAAGUGGCUCUUUGAGGAGUACAACAUCGAUGGCCGUUUCUGCAUCAGCAUCCACGAUGAGGUGCGGUACCUCGUCCGCAGCGAAGACCGCUACCGAGCAGCACUGGCGCUUCAGAUCGCAAACCUGCUUACGAGGAGUAUGUUUGCCCACGCGGUAGGCAUGCAGGACCUUCCCCAGUCAGUAGCUUUCUUCAGUGCAGUUGAUAUUGACCAGUGUCUGAGGAAGGAGGUCACCAUGGACUGUGUGACCCCCUCUAACCCCACAGGUUUGGAACGAAGAUACAGCCUGCCCCCUGGUGAAGCCUUGGACAUCUACCAGGUCAUUGACAUCACUCAAGGCUCUCUGAACAAAGGAAAAUAGCCCAUUUUUGGACCAAGCU
Monopterus albus (swamp eel) is the source of this 3962-nucleotide messenger RNA. It is a transcript of the gene polg, whose product is annotated as polymerase (DNA directed), gamma. Gene Ontology annotation, molecular function: 3'-5' exonuclease activity; DNA-directed DNA polymerase activity; DNA binding. Gene Ontology annotation, biological process: mitochondrial DNA replication. The transcript has 23 exons. The record is from RefSeq and is a predicted model, not a curated record. Gene Ontology annotation, cellular component: mitochondrion; gamma DNA polymerase complex. Lineage: Eukaryota; Metazoa; Chordata; Actinopteri; Synbranchiformes; Synbranchidae. The coding region runs from base 371 to 3943 and encodes 1190 amino acids.